Molecule: messenger RNA, 1295 nt
Organism: Austrofundulus limnaeus
Lineage: Eukaryota; Metazoa; Chordata; Actinopteri; Cyprinodontiformes; Rivulidae
Product: protein C19orf12 homolog
Exons: 3
Coding region: 88-513 (141 amino acids)
Source: RefSeq, a predicted model, not a curated record
GUCAUGACCAGGCGGAGGAGAGUUGAAACCGCGUUUUAUUAACAAUAAAAAAAUAAUAAUAUCUGAGGAUUAAACUUCACUGUAAGGAUGAGUCAUCGGAUUGAUGAUGUCAUGAAGCUGUGUUGUGAGUUAUCGGCCAACCAGCAGAUAAAGUCCACGGUGAAAGGUUCUGGGAAAGGAGCAGCAGCCGCUGGGGGUCUUGCCUUUGCUGGAGGCUUGAUUGGAGGUCCUCUUGGUAUUGCAGUUGGUGGAGCAGUGGGAGGCCUCCUUGGCUGCUGGCUGACCAGUGGACAGUUCAAACCUUUGCCUCAGAUCAUAAUGGAGCUCAGCCCUCAGCAACAGCAGAAACUUUACGAUGAUCUCGUGGUCAUCCUGGGAGACAUUCAGUGGACUGACCUGGCUCAGCUUACUGCUCUGGUGAUGGGCAAUGCCACAAUGAAGCAACAGCUCACAGCUGCUCUUAUUGGGUAUAUCAGCAAAGAGCUCCAGGCUGAGGUGCACUACGUGGAUUAAUCUCAGUUAAAAACUUUAACAACCUUGACUUGAGACUUUCAAUCAAUGAGAUGGUGCCUUGGAGAUGACUAUUUCUGUAUAACGGAAGAAAGUGCAAUCAUGCUUUACAAAAACAACAGUGCCAUCACAAUUCUUACAGGUGGCAGUGGUAAAAAAACAACAACAUUUUAGCACUUUAAAAGGGGAAAAAAUACAAAGUGUGUAUUUGUUAUUUAAGAAAGUGCACUUCUUAGUAGAAAAUUAUUUAUUAUGACAGUAAUAGCACUGAUACACAUUUAUAUAAGGACAACUAUGGACUUAAUGAGCUAUUUUUUAAUGUUUGCAUAUUGAUACAAACAUUUUACUGCAUUGUUGUGCGAGUUAAUUUACUGCAUAUUGGAUUAUUUCAGUAAAACAAUGUGGAUUUAAAUGUCUUUUUUUUCUUUUGGUGGGCUUUUGUGCAAAUCAUAAUGCACAAAUGUAUCAAUUUCUUUUAUUUUUAAACUGCUCAAGUUUAAUAUUUCACUCCAUGUGCAAAUUCCUCUUAGGUACUGAUUUUUAUAAUCUAAUAACUUUAAAGAUAGUGACUCAAAACUUUACUCCUUAGGAGCAGCACAAGUCACCAGGUAGGAUGAUGCUUUUCUUUCAUCACUGCUUUCUUAAGAGGACGUCUUGAGUUCCAAAACCUGUGGUUAAAGGCAGCCCGAGAAGUCAAGAAACAUAAGGUUUGUGUGGACAGGAGCUAGACAUGUAAACCAUAAGCAUGUUUAGAAAACAAAUCAAUAAAUGUGAAAAAAAUCUGA